This is a messenger RNA of Raphanus sativus (radish), 1444 nucleotides long. RefSeq names its product probable F-box protein At4g22165. The coding region runs from base 112 to 1278 and encodes 388 amino acids. Lineage: Eukaryota; Viridiplantae; Streptophyta; Magnoliopsida; Brassicales; Brassicaceae. The transcript has a single exon. The record is from RefSeq and is a predicted model, not a curated record. Gene Ontology annotation, molecular function: protein binding.
AGUUUAGGUUCGAGUGGGACGGUCUUGUUGUGUAAUAAGUACGGAACUUCUGAGGGUGAGAGUAAACACAAUUCAACCGUCUCGAUUUUAUAUAAAAUCUCUCUGCUGAAGAUGGAGGAGAGUCAUGAGCGUCUCAAAUCCUGGUCGGAGCUCCCUUCAGAUCUCCUGAAUUCGCUGUUGGAACGCCUAAGCUUUGCUGAUUUCCUUCGAGCUAAAUCCGUAUGUUGGUCUUGGUACUCCGCUUCGAGACAAUGCGUGCCCAAAAAUAAUCACAUCCCCUGGCUCCUUCUUUUUCCCGAAGAUAACAGCAACAGUUCUUGCACCUUGUUUAAUCCCGAGGAGAAAGACAAACUUUACAGGACGCAAGAUCUUGAUUUGGAACUCCCAAGGCGUUUUUGUUUGAAGAGCUGUGGAAGUUGGCUCUUGAUGCAAAACCGUUUGCAUAAUCUCUACGUUGUGAAUCUCUUCACCAAGGAGAGGAUCAAUCUGCCUCCUGUGGAGUCACAGGAUGGAACGACAAAGCUGGAGCCGGCCGUAUUUGGGUUUCGCAUUACACUUCCGGACGGAAGUAAGGCGGCUAAACCUAUGCACAUACGAUCCCCUGUGUUUUGGAUUGACGACAAAACCAAAGAUUACGUAGUUUCGUGGGGACUUGGAACCUGUUGUGUGGUCUAUUCCAAGAAAGGAUAUAACUCUUGGACUCAGAUCCCGGAAGCUUUAGAUUGUUGUGACAUGGUUUACAAGGAUCACAAGCUUUACUUCUUGAGUUAUUUCCGUGAUUUGAGGAUCUAUGAUUUUUCAGGAGAGAUUCCUCAACAAAGCUUUUGUUGUACAUGCGCUUACGUCGAAAGAUUUGUGUCGAAUGGUCCCAGACGUCCUCGACAACCAAGUGACAGGAGAAUACUUUGGGCCACAAAACUUGUAGUCACAGUGACUGGAGAUGUCCUCAAGGUUGAAACAAUCUUAAGACCUGUCUCUAGAAUCUGGUCGUUCCGUCUCUUUAAAAUAUGUUCAUUAGGGCUCUUUAAACGAGUUCGUUCCUUGGGCGAAGAGGCAAUGCUUCUGGAUCUAGGCAUCACUGUGCUCGCCAAUAACAGUGAGGGAAUCUGUAGAAACUCCAUCUACUUCAAUGGUAGUCAUAACAGCAACUCAAGUGAUAUCUUUCUCUUCAAUCUCGAGACACGGAAGAUGGAGCAGCUACACAAAUUUGAUUUAUCGUCAGAUCAACUCUCUGGAAAUCGAUGGUUCUUACCAAGUUUCACACAGGCAAUGGCAUGAUUGACCUAAACUAUGUCUCCCUCUUCAAUAUAUUGUUUUACUGGAUGAAUAUUACUUGCCGUAAAUAAGUUUUAUAUAUUUUUAAAAUUCAUAAUAAUAUAAAUUUGUUGAGAAAAAUCAAUGGAAAUUUUUGGUUGGUUAAUAAUGGAAGAAUAACAUUAAAUUU